AGGGAAGAGAGGAACGUCCGCAUACGAAUACUCGUGCGGGCCUCCGUCUGCCGUCCAUGCGAUUUCCCACGAACGGCGACGAUUCGUCCCGUUCGGGCCACGCGAUUCCCUCUUUUGGGCCGUCUCUUAGUGGGCCGGAAAGAACGCGUUUCGGCUGCAUCAAAAGCCACUCAAUGGACUCAACCACCGCGGACUCGACAACUCUCUCUCUCUCUCUCCCUACCCCCACCCCCUCGUUGUCUCCGAGAUCUCGCCAUGGCCAUGAGGAAUCGGACGCCCAUCUACAGGAAGUACCGCGAUGCCCUACGCAACGUUCGGGUCCCUUCCCCCUCCUCCCACUCAGGACCGUCGACCUCCUCCUCCUACUCCGGCAGCGGGGGCGGGCCGGUGAUCGAGCUUGUGAACGCCUCGCUUCUCCGCCCCGAUCGGUCCUACGCUCCUCUCAGCACGGAAGACCCGGGUGGCUCGAGUACAGGUGCAGCUGUGGUUGGUUUACCUCCAGCUUGGGUGGAUGUUUCUGAGGAAAUAGCUGCAGACAUGCAGCGUGCUCGGACAAAAAUGUCAGAGUUGGUCAAGGCCCAUGCAAAAGCCUUAAUGCCUUCGUUUGGAGAUGACAAGGAGGAUCAACAUGCCAUUAAGCUUCUUACAUAUGAAAUAACAGAUGUAUUGAAGAGGUCUGAAAAGAGACUGCAGAAGCUAUCUUCCAGUGAUCCUUCUGAAGAUUCAAAUGUUCGGAAGAAUGUUCAGCGGUCUCUUGCAACUGACCUUCAAAAUCUUUCGAUGGAGUUCCGGAAGAAACAGUCUUCUUAUUUAAAGCGCCUUCAGCAGCAACAAGAAGGGCAAGAUGGUGUUGAUUUGGAAAUGAAUCACAAUGGGAUCAGACAUGAGAUAGAAGAAGAUGACUUUCGUGAUGUGGGUUUUAAUGAUAUUCAGAUGUCUGCGCUAAAGAGAAGUGAGGUAUUCACAAGAGAGAGGGAGAGGGAAAUUGUACAGGUUGUAGAAUCAGUUAAUGAACUUGCUCAGAUCAUGAAGGAUCUCUCAGUCCUUGUGAUAGAUCAGGGAACGAUAGUUGACAGGAUAGAUUACAAUGUACAAAAUGUUGCAAGUUCAGUAGAAGAGGGCUAUAAACAGUUAGAGAAGGCAGAGCGAACACAGAGGAAAGGGGGCAUGGUCAUGUGUGCCACUGUGCUUGUGAUAUUAAUUUUCAUCAUGCUUGUCCUCCUGAUAUUGAAGACCAUAUUAUUCUAGUUCUGAUUAACCAACACAUGAAGUCACAUGAUCUCUUGUGAAGCUUGAGCCACAUGGCUUCACCUGUUUGAACAUUUCCAUGGCUCUUGUCCACAGGAUCUUAUCAUAGGUUCUCAUUCAACCAGUUUGCACGUAAAUUAAUUGAGCUGAAUCUUGCUUCAUGAUAUAGGAUUGGCCAUGGUUUGAGAGCACAAUCGUCUGACGAGUAUUUCUUCUGAUAAUCAAAGGCCCAGGUUGGUGCGUCGUGUUAGCUGGUUGUUCCAAUUGUUUGAGAUCUUGUAUAAGAAAACUCUGUAAAGAUUCAAGUAAUGUUUGAAACACAAUAUUUUUUCCCCGCAGGGACACAAAGUUUUGCCCAAAAGUUCAUAGUAUGUUAAUCAA
Molecule: messenger RNA, 1629 nt
Organism: Musa acuminata AAA Group (dessert banana)
Lineage: Eukaryota; Viridiplantae; Streptophyta; Magnoliopsida; Zingiberales; Musaceae
Product: syntaxin-43
Exons: 8
Coding region: 256-1248 (330 amino acids)
Biological process (GO): intracellular protein transport; vesicle fusion; vesicle-mediated transport
Cellular component (GO): SNARE complex; membrane; endomembrane system
Molecular function (GO): SNARE binding; SNAP receptor activity
Source: RefSeq, a predicted model, not a curated record